This is a messenger RNA of Ascoidea rubescens DSM 1968, 756 nucleotides long. It is a transcript of the gene SEC53, whose product is annotated as phosphomannomutase SEC53. NCBI's taxonomy places the organism in Eukaryota, Fungi, Ascomycota, Saccharomycetes, Ascoideales, Ascoideaceae. Bases 1 to 756 code for a protein of 251 amino acids. Gene Ontology annotation, biological process: protein N-linked glycosylation; GDP-mannose biosynthetic process; mannose metabolic process. The record is from RefSeq and is a predicted model, not a curated record. The transcript has a single exon. Gene Ontology annotation, molecular function: phosphomannomutase activity. Gene Ontology annotation, cellular component: cytosol.
AUGUCCUUCGCUCACAAAGAAAUUUCUGGUGUCAUUUGUCUUUUUGAUGUCGAUGGAACUUUAACACCUGCAAGAUUAGUUAUUUCUGAUGAAAUGAAACAAACUUUAGAAAAACUAAGAAAGAAAGUCGUUAUUGGUUUUGUUGGUGGUUCUGAUUUAUCCAAACAGUUGGAACAAAUCGGUCCAAAUGUUUUAAACGAAUUUGAUUACUGUUUCUCAGAAAAUGGUUUGACUGCUUAUAAAAAUGCUCAAAAAUUGGCUUCUCAAUCUUUUAUCAAUUGGAUCGGUAAUGAAAAAUACAACAAGUUGGCCAAAUGGAUCUUAAGAUACUUAUCUGAUUUGGACAUACCUGUUAGAAGAGGUACUUUCAUAGAGUUUAGAAAUGGUAUGAUUAACGUUUCUCCCAUUGGUAGAAAUGCUUCAACUCAAGAAAGAAACGAUUUUGAAAAAUUCGAUUUGGAACAUAAAAUUAGAGAAACAAUGGUCCAAGAAUUGAGAAAGACCUUCCCUGAUUACGGUUUGACUUUUUCAAUUGGUGGCCAAAUUUCCUUUGAUGUCUUCCCCACUGGCUGGGAUAAAACCUAUUGUUUACAACAUAUUCAAGAUGAACAUUUCUCUGAAAUUCAUUUCUUUGGCGAUAAAACUUAUAAAGGUGGUAAUGAUUGGGAAAUCUAUACUGAUAAAAGAACAAUUGGUCAUUCUGUAAAGACCCCUGAAGACACUAUUAAAAUCUUGAACGAAUUAUUUGAUUUAUAG